Molecule: messenger RNA, 981 nt
Organism: Eremothecium sinecaudum
Lineage: Eukaryota; Fungi; Ascomycota; Saccharomycetes; Saccharomycetales; Saccharomycetaceae
Exons: 1
Coding region: 1-981 (326 amino acids)
Source: RefSeq, a predicted model, not a curated record
AUGUUUAACUACCAUAAGACCAAUAUGGAAGGACAAAUUAUACUAACAAACAUGAGGCUUUUAGAAAUCAAUAGCAUGGCUAGCAGAGGUAAUAGCCCCGUAGGGGGUAAGAGAAGGGGAAGGCAUUUCCAGGUUGCUAAUCAUACGAUUGCAACGGACGACAUCAUGCCGAUACUAAGUCAGGGAGAGGAACACAUUUCCAGCCAUGAAAUCCUGGAUGUCAGUAGUGGUAAUGAGGAGGCGAUGGCCUUGGCAAAUCCGCCCGCAGUGAAGACAGGUUUUGAAUCUACAAGGCGAAGCACUAUUUCUAGUGGGCUUGCGGAAUCCGAUCUGGACGAACUUUUUUCCCCGCUGCACGAGCAGUUUUCGUCGUCAUUUAGCGAUGGCGAGGAUGGCAACGAGGAUGAUUUGGAGUUUCCGACAACAUCUCUUCCCAAGAGGUUUGUUCGUCAGUCGUGGAAGAACGAAUCUGCGACGAGUGAGCUCGGUGCAGGAAUAGGGGCAAGGCAGGAUGCACCGUAUCCGGUUUCAGAACAGGAAUGGGAACCUAUUUUCAACAACGAUGAUGUUGUUGUCAGUGACAACAAAGACUUUUGGAAGGAUAUUGAGAGUUCAGAUGCUACAGAUGAACCACCAUGUGUCAGCGAUGCAUGGGUAUGGAAUGAGCAUAACAUGAAUUCCAUGCCUCCCACAGCAGAAGAAGGUGUAGAUUGCUGCAAGGUGGACUCUCUGGAAGACUUUAUCGACAGCAAUAUUGUAUCAGAUUCCAACCAACUACCCGCUACAGAUUCUUUCCAAUAUAAAAUAAAAUGGCUAUCAUUUAGAGACGCAGAAGGCAAAUUAUCCUUGACGCAAGGUGAUUGCAACAAUCAGCAACGUGUUUAUAAGAGACGCACUAAAAAGAGAGUCAUACGAAGGAAGUCUGCUGUUGGUGAAAUGUUUUGUCCUGGUGUGGGCGUUGGCGAGUUUAUGAUACUGUAA